AUGCAUUCCUCCUACGAACAAGCGAUGGAGUCGCUCCGCAUCAGUGAUCCGGACCUUCAUCAGAAGCUCACAGCCGCCCUCAACCAGAUCACUGAUCUUCCGACCAGCGACUAUCGUGAAAAGCUUGUCUCCGGCCUCAACGACAUUCGACAAGCCGCCGAGGAUCCAUGGGAGGAGGCUUUCGAGAAAGAGGAAUCGUGGGUGACGCAGCAGCUAUGCGGAGUGAAGGGUCAUGCGGUCGAGGCGUUGAACGACAUUGCCAUCAUCUUGCAGGAGCAAGUUCACAAUGUGCGCGCCUCACUUGGUCAGUACGGAGCGACUAUUUCCGACUCCGCCUUUCUGAUCACGUGCUUCUUUCUCGACGGCCUACUUCCACAUCGAAGACAUCUCCCCACGUCCGGCUUCUCCAAGCUUUCAUGA
Ramularia collo-cygni is the source of this 420-nucleotide messenger RNA. RefSeq lists its product as uncharacterized. The record is from RefSeq and is a predicted model, not a curated record. The transcript is spliced from 2 exons. NCBI's taxonomy places the organism in Eukaryota, Fungi, Ascomycota, Dothideomycetes, Mycosphaerellales, Mycosphaerellaceae. The coding region runs from base 1 to 420 and encodes 139 amino acids.